AUGGGAAAAGGGCAAUUUGGUAACAACAGUUUGGAAGUUUCAACCAAGCAAUUUAACACAAACAAUAUGGAAGCUUCAGAUGAUAAUCUUAACUCAAAAAAUACAAUCACAGGUUCUAACGAUGAUAACCGUUACACAACGAGCUCCUCAGACUGCUCUAGUCCAACUCUCCGAACUCCCACAUCAGGCUCCAGUUCUCCGAUAAAUCCGCAAUUGGAACAGCUUGCAAGCACCAAUUUAUUGACAGUUAGAGUUACAUUCAAAGUUGAUAGGAGGAAAGUACACGAAUCACGACAGCUUGUUCUAAGCGGUCUGGAAACUUUGAUCCACCAUUACAAAGGUUAUAUCGUUAGCGAGGAAAAUGUCGAACCCUAUGAGUAUCUGCCGGACAAAGAGAGACUACAAAUUUUACAAGAUAAUAAGGAUAUCUAUAUUUAUGAAAACGGUACUACGGAGUUUGCAAAGUCGUAUUCAGAUAUCAACUUGUUGUCAGACCGAAAUCACGACCUAGUAAUACAGGUCCAAUUUAAGCGCUCCAAUAUAUUAAUGACGGUAGCAAGCGAGGCACAGGGGUAUCUUGACAAUCAAGAAGCCCUUACUGAGAAUUGGUCGAUUAGCACUUGUGAACACGCCUUGACCCAACCAGGAAAUCUAUAUAUAAGAGGCAUUCCCAGAGAUCUAAAUAUAGAUCACUUAUUUCCAAUUUUUUCAAAGUACGGUCCAAUUUCUUCUCUUAAGAUUAUAUGCGAUGAUUUUACUGGCGAUUCCUUGGGCUACGGAUUUCUGUCAUAUCCCUUAGGAUCCCAAGCUUCUCUUUGUAUACAUGAAUUGAAUGGCAAAACAUUCCAGGACUCUAUGCUUUUUGUAAAUUAUCAUAUCGAGAGAAAAGAGAGAGAGAGAAUCUACAGAGAUACAAUCAAGGAAAAUAAUCACGACGAAAAGUUCAAAAGUAUUUUUAUUGGUAAUAUACCACUGCAUAAUGAGAAUAAAAAGCUCAUAACACCGGAUGAUAUACUAGACCUACUGAAGAGUAAGUUAGCGCAAGAGUUUUCUGAUUUGAAGAUACUUUCAUACUACUUCCCGAAAAAAAAUGAGAAUGAAAUAGGUAGCAAUCUCAGAGAAAAAGAAAAUGCCUUUGAAUCGGAAAAUUCGAAUAGUGAUGAUUCGAAGGCCAACACUUCUAAUAAUGAGCCUUUGUCUGAAAAAAACAAGUAUAAAAGCUAUGGUUUCAUAAAAUUUACCACUUAUGAACAAGCAUUGAAGGCCAUCGAACUAUUCAACAACUACAAGUGGAACGGCUCUAAUCUAAUAGUAAAUAAAGCUGAAAAAAAUAAAUUUCAGAAUUUCCAUCAACGAUUGUACAACGAAAAAUUACUCUCGGCAGGCGCGGGUGCUUCCAGAGGGCGCUUUAACGUUUUUUCUUACGGGAACUCUCCAAGUGGAAAUCCUUUCGGUUACUAUAACAACUCUGGAAAUAUGUUUUUUCCUUAUGGCCAAGGGUCUUCUCAAGACGUUCACCCUAAAAGUCAGAGACAAGACGUCGACCCUUUUUACGGGAUGAGCCAACGCAUGAGCCCAAAUGCGUAUUUAAACCCAUUUCAAAUCUAUGCUACUGUUCCUUCUACCAGCAACAAUGCUGCUCGCUUGACAAAUUCCAUGUACCCUAUGAAUCCAUACACCACGAUGGCUCCCAGUACACAACUUGCAUUGCCUAUACCAGCCAAGGAUCAACAAGAGUCAAAUUUGUAUGUGAAACACUUGCCCUUAACAUGGAAGGAUGAAGAUUUGUAUAAAUUCUAUGGCGAAUAUGGAGAAAUUAUUAGUGCAAAAAUUAUUACAGUAGGAGGAAGUAAAAACAAAGAAAGUACCGACAAUCUGGAUUAUAUAGAGAACAAGCAAGGCAAAGGAAAUAGUAGCGACUCUCCGACGUCCUCUGAUGAAGAUAGUCCAAGGGAGAUUGCACUGGGUGCUUCAAGGGGUUAUGGGUUUGUCUGUUUCAAGAAUCCUCUGGACGCAUCUCGAGCUAUACUUGAUACAGAUGGAUUUCAACUUACUCCCAGUCAUAUGUUGAAUGCUUCUUUUGCUCAAAAACGUGCGAAAUCAUUUGCAAACCAAGGUGGACAACAGGGUAAAUCUUCCUCCGUGUCAUCCCCUGAUUCUGUUACCGGUUCUCAACCUACUACCAAAAGACCUGGAAGAAGCGUGUCACAUCCGGAGCAUACACCAGAAAAUUUCAACCCCAAAUAUAUGAACAAUACAAGGCAUCAAGGAAGUGGAAAUGCUGCUAGUAGACUAUAUUCAAAUUAUUUACAUGAUAUUGGGAAUUGGACUCCAGUGUCCCUUAUGCCCAAUGUGAGGCCUGGAAUGGCAGGAAUGACGUUUAUAACACCUAAUACGAACGCUAUGAAGGGAUCAUACGUUAUGCAACCCGGGCAAACGAUGAGUAGCAGUAAUGAUGAUCAACGGGGUGAUUUUUUUUCAUAA
Messenger RNA from Zygotorulaspora mrakii, 2484 nucleotides. RefSeq names its product Rie1p (gene RIE1). The record is from RefSeq and is a predicted model, not a curated record. Bases 1 to 2484 code for a protein of 827 amino acids. Lineage: Eukaryota; Fungi; Ascomycota; Saccharomycetes; Saccharomycetales; Saccharomycetaceae. Gene Ontology annotation, cellular component: nucleus; cytosol; ribonucleoprotein complex. Gene Ontology annotation, molecular function: mRNA 3'-UTR binding; poly(U) RNA binding; poly(A) binding. The transcript has a single exon.